CGGGCUCGCCUGCUGGCCUCAGUCAACCGAAGCAGGUUGUACCGGCAGCAUACGCGUUCGGUAGCGAUCGGCAUAAGCCAGCCAGGAUAGCCAGCUGAGCCCUAGCUCAUCUUCCGUUCAUCCGUGCUCAAAAGAAUGGUCAUUCUAGUUUAAAAAGCAAACCAAAGUUUCUACAAAAAAAAAACAAUUGGCAAAAAGGCCGCAAGACAAUGUCUGACCCAAGCAAAGAAGAUACUCCGAGCGCGGAGGUCGAUACCAGAGAUGUGGAAGGAGAAGUGAAGAAGCUCAAGUAUCCUCGAUCGAUUCCAUUCAUAAUCAGUAAUGAGUUUUGCGAGCGGUUCAAUUACUAUGGCAUGCGAACGGUGCUGGUUUUGUAUCUAACGCGCAAGCUGGACUUUGACGAUGAUACGGCCACGGUCCUCUACCACACGUUCACAACGCUCGUGUACUUUAUGUGCGUGAUCGGUGCGAUCAUUGCGGACAGUUGGCUCGGCAAGUUCCGCACCAUUCUGUAUCUGUCAAUUGUUUACACGAUCGGUAGCGGAUGCAUCACGCUCGGGGCGAUCCCGACCUGGGAUCUGGAUGCGCGCGCCAUGACGAUCGCCGGUCUGCUGCUGAUCGCGUUCGGUUCCGGCGGUAUCAAGCCGUGUGUGGCCGCGUUCGGUGGCGAGCAGUUUAAGAUGCCGGAGCAAGCCAAGUAUCUGGCGCUGUUCUUCUCCAUGUUCUACUUUGCCGUUAACUCGGGCUCGUUUGUCUCCACUAUGGUGACCCCUAUACUGAGAGAGGACGUGAAAUGCUUCGACGAUGAUGACUGCUUCCCGCUCGCUUUCGGUGUGCCCGGCGUGCUGAUGGUGGUGUCCAUCAUGAUCUUCAUCAUUGGCAAACCGCUGUACAAAAUCUCGGCCCCGGCCGGUAACAUGUUUGUCAAGGUUUCCAAAUGUAUCUGGACGGCGAUUCGAACUCGAUCGCGAGAAAAGUCGAUCAAUCCGCGAGAGCACUGGUUGGAUUACUCGGAGAAACGCUGGGGCCGCCAGCUGGUGGACGAAACACGCAUCCUGCUGAACGUGCUGAAGCUCUACAUUCCGCUGCCCGUCUUCUGGGCCCUGUUCGAUCAGCAGGGUUCCCGCUGGACUUUCCAGGCGACCCGCAUGGAUGGGGAUCUCGGCUUUUGGACGAUAAAACCCGAUCAGAUGCAGGUCAUUAACCCGUUGCUGAUUCUGGUUUUCAUUCCACUGUACGAGGUUGCCUUCUAUCCGCUGCUGAGCCUGAUUGGCAUUCGGCGGCCCCUGCAAAAGCUCACCCUGGGUGGCAUCUUUGCCGGGGUGGCUUUCGUUAUUUCGACGAUCGUGGAAAUCCAGCUGGAAGAUACGUACGCCGUGCUGCCAAAGGCGGGCGAAUCGCAGCUACGCAUCUUCAACGGGAUGAACUGUGACUAUCGCGUCCAGACCGACCUUCCCGAUCAUGCCGACUUUACGCUCCAGCGGAUGAGUAUGUUCGAGGAGAAGUACAUCACUGUGCAGGGUGUGGCGCAGUAUACAUACACGCUGACGUCCACUAGUGCCGGGGCGGAUUGUGCCGGCACAGUGCGCGGAGAGUUUAACCUGGCUGAGGAGAAGCAGAUGUCCUACUUCUUACGCAAGAAGGACGGCAGUGUCGGCAUGCUCCCAUAUGAAGAUGAUACGGAGAAAUCUUCCAAGGGUUAUCCGAUAUUCCGCGUUCUCGGCAACACGGCCACUAACCGGACCGUGGUGUUCCGUGACAUCGACACAUCCGAUCCCUUCGAUCGACACACAAACGGUUCGCUCGUGUUCGAUUUGGUAGAGUCCUACCCAUCGGAGUAUGAAAUUUUCGUCGAUGGAGAGCUCACGCUAACGUACGAGAUGCGUCUGGGCGGUGUGUACACCUUCAUCGUCAGUGAUACGGAGGACAAUCGAAGGAUGACUACACCGAUUAUCGUCACGGAUCCAAACUCGGUCAACAUGUUGUGGUUAAUACCGCAGUACGUUGUCAUGACACUCGGUGAGGUGAUGUACUCGAUUACCGGGCUGGAGUUUUCGUUCACGCAGGCGCCGGAAAGCAUGAAGUCGGUGCUACAGGGUUGCUGGCAGCUGACGGUGGCCGUUGGCAACCUGAUCGUCGUGAUUGUGGCCGAAGCCAAAAUCUUCGAUGCGCAAAAGUGGGAGUUUGUGCUGUUUGCGGGACUGAUGUUUGUCGACAUGGGACUGUUCUCUAUACUGGCAUGGCGCUACAAGGCGAUCCCGCUGAAGAACUACGACGAAGACGAUGCCAACGCAACGCUACCGAUCGAACAGAAGGAGGAACACGGACUCGACAAUCCGGCCUUCAAAAAGGCGGCCGACGACGAAUGAGAUACGACAUGGACAUCAUCCAUACAUCGGUACACAGGCCGCACGAUGGGCCACUAGAGGCCGCUUCCGAAAUCGAAAUAAAUUUUCCAUGAAAAUUUGUGUCUAAUAAACGAUACUACAAGAUCA
Molecule: messenger RNA, 2495 nt
Organism: Anopheles aquasalis
Lineage: Eukaryota; Metazoa; Arthropoda; Insecta; Diptera; Culicidae
Product: peptide transporter family 1
Biological process (GO): oligopeptide transport; transmembrane transport
Cellular component (GO): membrane
Molecular function (GO): transmembrane transporter activity
Source: RefSeq, a predicted model, not a curated record